This is a messenger RNA of Colletotrichum truncatum, 861 nucleotides long. RefSeq lists its product as uncharacterized. Lineage: Eukaryota; Fungi; Ascomycota; Sordariomycetes; Glomerellales; Glomerellaceae. The record is from RefSeq and is a predicted model, not a curated record.
AUGGCCUCAAAUCAGCAAGUUAGGUCCGAGAGACCCCUAGCGAACAUGAAGCCCCUCUCCCAAAACACGUUACUCUACGAGCCUUCGCCCACAGCCCAGGACCCAAACGCUCCGAAGCUCAUCGCCCUUUUCAGCUGGAGUUUCGCACAAGACGUCCACAUCGCAAAAUACACUUCUCAUUACAUGGCUCUCUACCCGACAGCAAGAAUCCUCCUCGUCAGAGGUGGUUACCCCCACGCAGUCUCCAUUCACUUCGCCAGGCGUGAAAUCAAACCUGCUGUUUCCGUAGUGCGGGCUCUCGCCGACACUGUCUCGACUUCCGAGACCAAACCCCAACUGCUGAUCCACGUCUUUUCGCAAGGUGGCGCGAGGAACCUUGAUAAUUUCUACGAUCUCUACACCGCGGCCAGCCCUGAAGGGAAGCUGGACCUUCCACCGCACGUCACCGUAUACGACUCCUGUCCCAACAAAUUCUACUGGAUGCUGACGGCCCGCGCGUUCUCGGCGCCGAUGCCCUGGUUCCUCCGGCCGCUAGCACAUCUUGUAAUGGCUUGGGCAUGGCUCGUUACGAUCCCGUGGGGGUAUCCGAAUCCCAUGGACAAGAUGCGGGCGUCUCUAAACCAACCGAACCUGCUGCAGAAUGAGCUGAGGAGGGUGUAUGUGUAUAGCAAAGAGGACAGAAUGGUUGAUUGGGAGGAUGUUGAGAGACAUGCUGAAGAGGCCAGCAAGAUUGGUUUUAAAGUCGAGAAGGAAAGGUUUGAAGGCAGUCCGCAUGUUGCGCAUGCGAGACUUGACAGUGUGCGAUACUGGGGUGCUGUCCGGGGGCUGUGGGAAGGAGAAGAAGACACUGUGACGUUGUAA